Helianthus annuus (common sunflower) is the source of this 1460-nucleotide messenger RNA. RefSeq names its product transcription factor MYB17. The transcript has 5 exons. The record is from RefSeq and is a predicted model, not a curated record. NCBI's taxonomy places the organism in Eukaryota, Viridiplantae, Streptophyta, Magnoliopsida, Asterales, Asteraceae. Bases 360 to 1181 code for a protein of 273 amino acids.
GAGAAAGAGUAUUAAAAGGUCACACUCUUUUUGUCAUGUUUCUCCAUCACCUCACGCAUUUACAUACUCACAUGAACAACAUUCAACACUUCAAACCCUAAUUUCACUUCUUCAUCCUCAUAAACUCAAACAUUCCGUUAAAUCUGUUCAUUCUACAGUGUAAACAAAUUGAUGGAGUUAAUGCUUGGAAAGUCAGUGAUUAUUGGGUUACAUUACUGACCUAGUGGUAUUAUAGAGUACUGCAUAUGUUGUUUGACUGUUUCUCUCUCUAAAAUAGGCGCACACGUUUUUUGAACAAGUUUUGUUUGUGUGUGUGUGUGUGUGUUGGAUGAGAAAGAGGGAGAGGAAAAGGGGAGACGAUGGGGCGAUUACCGUGUUGCGAUAAAGGUGAGGUGAAGAAAGGCGCGUGGACUCCGGAAGAAGAUAAGAUACUUGUUGAUUAUAUAACGAAGAACGGUCAUGGCACGUGGCGUUCGUUUCCUAAACUUGCAGGUCUUCGACGAUGUGGAAAAAGUUGUCGGCUUAGGUGGACAAACUAUCUUCGGCCUGAUAUUAAACGAGGCGCCUUCAGUUAUGAUGAAGAACAGAAAAUCUUCCAGUUGCACGCCUUGCUCGGUAACAAAUGGGCAUCCAUCGCAUCACGCUUGCCAGGAAGAACAGAUAACGAGAUAAAAAACUACUGGAACUCCCAUUUAAGAAAACGUAUCCCCGACAAAGACACUGCGACCCUACAAGCCAGCUCAGCGUCCACGUCAGCGGAUAUAAAACCCAAUCUGCUGUCAACUGCAGAACACGAGAGCGCCAGUGUGGAGGCCGAUGCCAGGCUGUCGAUGGAUCCAAUCCUUCACACCUCACCACCUGGACUACCCGAUUGCGACUUCUUUCUUCGUGCAUGGAAUUCUGAAGCCGGUGAAUCAUUUCCAAAAGCACACGCGAUAAAAGUCGAGUCUGAUUAUGUGGUGGGACCCGCUUUCAACGCCAGCUCGAGUGGCGCAUCUGUUGAUGAAAUCUGCAAGAUUGAAGCUGAAGACGCAACAAACAGUGGUUCGUAUUCGCCAAACUCGUAUAAAGUGGAUAAAUCGUCGGACAUAACAUUGGACCUGCUGCUUGAUUUUCCGAAUGACGGUGAAUACCUACAAUAUCUACAAGGUGACCCUGAUGAUAAUAAAGCCUCUACUUGACAGGAACAGGAAGAGCUUUGUUGUCGUCCACCGCGGUCGGUGGUGGUGGCGGCUCCGCCGGACACUCGGGUUGAACCUCCACCUUGUUGACUUCUUCUGCCACCAUGUCUGUUUUAGAAGAGGUUAUGAAAGUGAAGGGUUUAGGUUGUGUUGGUGUGGGGUAUUGGCGGUUUGUGAUGGUUAUAUAUAGUGUGCACGACUUAGAAUGAGCUGGAAACAUCUGCCAUUUAACAGACUGUUUGUUCCUUGUGUUUGUUUAUUAAUCGAUUUUUUCUAUUG